GAACUUGGGGUCUCCCGCUCCAGUGCGGGGAGCGACCAGGGUUCCUGCGCCAGCCCAGCUGCUCUCCUGGGCCGAGUCCCAUUUCUUCUCUGGAGCCAGCGUUUUUUAUUAUUAUUUUUAUUUUUUGAGAGGACGUUCAUUAAAGCUGGGGUCCGUGGAACACGGACGGAGGGGCUGAGGAUGGACGCAGCGCAGGAGAGAGCCGAGGCCGAGGCGGCUGCUUUGGCUCCGGAAGGGCGGAGGAGAGGGGCCUCCUGCUUGCAGGUCUUGUGGGGACCCUUAGGGUGUAGAGAGCGAACGUACACGGGGAAAGAAGGGGUGCGCGGGCUCGAGCGUUCAGGACUUGAGCUUCCGGAUUCCUAGAGCCCCCUCCACCUGGGAAGGGAGAGCAACAACACGACUGUCCUCAUCCAUUUGCGUUGCAAGUUGUAAAGGUGACAUUGUACGCGUUUGACAUGGAGCCUUUUCCCGUCUAAGCGCUGCCUGGGCCAGGCAGGCGUCUCUCCCUCGGCUGCCCUCGCUUGUGGCGCUUCGGCUGUUGCAUUUCUUACAAAGGCAAGGCCCUCCACCUGCAAAAAGGUUCCGCCGGCUUUAUUGCGACACUGGCCUUGCUGUGGUGUCCUGGAACCAAACCCACCGGGUCCCCUGGCUGCGCCCCAGGUCUCCCGGCCGGUACCGAUCCUGCCGGCCGAGCUGUGUGCAGCCUGGGAGACGCCUGGGAGACGGAGAACCCUCCUGCCGAGGCCCCAGGAGAGGUUUAGGUUGGCGAGCAGACCCCUUAAGUCAGGGCGGCAGGCCUCACCACAGGCCACAGCGGGCCCCCCUGAAGGGCCUGCGCAUUCUUAAGUGGCUGAAGAGAAGUGAAAAGGGUAAAAUGUGAAGAUGGUAAGAAAUUAGUCUCCGUGUCCGUCAGUAACGCUUCUUUGGAACACAGCCAUGGCCCUUUGUGAAGGCGUCGCCUGUGACGGCCCGCACUGCGUCGGGUGUGAUAGCCCGGACGCCUGCCGAGACUGAAAUGUCUACCAUCCUCCCUUCACAGAGGAGGUCUCGGCCGGCCCUGAGAAUGGGCCCCCGGGAAGCGAGGGCGGAACAGGAGGCCACGCCUGGCUGAGAAGACUGAGUGCUGCGUGCCUGCUCAAGCGCCUUGCCCGCCUCGCCAGGCCGCCGCUCUGCAGCCUGCCCGGGUCUAAGAGGAAGAGAAAGCGGAAGGCUCAGGCCUGGGGAUUAGCCGAGACCGCGCCCAGUUCAAGGUGUGGAGUGUGGGGAUCGGGAGGGAAGGGAAGGCCCGGCCCACAGGGCUCACCCUCGGGAGAGCUGUUCUGUAGAGCGGGGCCCAGCGCCGUCCUCCGGCGGCUGAGGGAGCGUCGGCUCCUGUCGGAAGUGCGGCCGGCCGUGGUGUGGUCCAGCCGGAGUUUGAUUCCUGCCCCUUCUUGCCGUGAGGAGGUGGCUCUUUAUCUCCGGGUCCUGUGGGCCCAGAGCCCUGGCACCGGCCACAGCAGAGGAGACGCCACUCGGGGCCAGCCCCAGGCCUGCGGGGCGCCCUGUGUGCUGCCAGGUCUGGGGUGGGGCCUCAGUCACGGUCCCUACCCAGGGGUCCGGCCUCACGGGGUGGUGCCCAGGGGAACUGAAAAGUGUCCACCCUCCGGACCGAGAGCACAGUCGUCGCUGGUGUGGGUGCACUGAGCGGAGGGACACGUGGCUGCUGCUGCUUCUAGGAGCCUGACGGAAUGGCCGAGGGACGCUUUUACCUGUUGGUCCUGGCGCUGUCCGCCCUGGGCUCCGUGUGUGUCCUCUUCACCGUCUAUUGGAUGUGGAGCUGGCACGGUGGCUUUGCCUGGGAUGGCAGCAUCCUCACGUUCAACUGCCACCCGGUGCUCAUGGUGGCCGGCAUGGUGGUGGUCUACAGCGCUGCGUCGCUGGUGUACCGCCUGCCCCAGUCCUGGGUGGGGCCCAAGCUGCCCUGGAAAAUCGCCCACGCGUCCCUGCACCUGCUGGCCUUCGUCCUGACCGUGCUGGGGCUGGUGGCCGUCUUCAGAUACCACAACAACAAGCACAUCGCCAACCUCUACUCCCUGCACAGCUGGUUGGGCAUCACCACCGUGUUCUUCUUCGCCUGCCAGUGGCUCCUGGGCUUCACCGUCUUCCUGCUGCCCUGGGCGUCCCUGUGGCUGCGCAGCCUCCUCAAGCCCAUCCACGUCUUCUUCGGAGCCUCCAUCCUCGCUCUGGCCAUGGCGUCCGUCAUUUCCGGCAUCAAUGAGAAGCUCUUCUUCAGCCUGAAGAACGCCACCAGGCCCUACUCCAGCCUGCCCGGCGAGGCGGUCUUUGCCAACAGCACCGGCAUGCUGGUGGUGGCCUUCGGGCUGCUGGUGCUCUACGUCCUGCAGGCCUCAUCCUGGAAACGCCCGGAAGUGGGGAUCACGACCGAAGGACAGCCCCUGUUGCGUGAAAGGGAGUGAAGCGAGAAGGGACGCAGGAGCGGUCGGGGUGCGUCUGGACUCCCUCAGCACCUCUGCUCUACCUGGGGCUCCCGGCGGUUUGCCGAGCCCCCACCUCGCCCGCCCCGUGGGCUGCUCUCUCCGCCACGUGCUGCCUACGCGUCUCUC
Messenger RNA from Myotis myotis, 2603 nucleotides. Its product is annotated as cytochrome b ascorbate-dependent protein 3. The record is from RefSeq and is a predicted model, not a curated record. Gene Ontology annotation, molecular function: oxidoreductase activity. NCBI's taxonomy places the organism in Eukaryota, Metazoa, Chordata, Mammalia, Chiroptera, Vespertilionidae. Gene Ontology annotation, cellular component: lysosomal membrane. The transcript is spliced from 7 exons. Bases 1728 to 2456 code for a protein of 242 amino acids.